Molecule: messenger RNA, 596 nt
Organism: Hippocampus comes (tiger tail seahorse)
Lineage: Eukaryota; Metazoa; Chordata; Actinopteri; Syngnathiformes; Syngnathidae
Product: putative trypsin-6
Biological process (GO): proteolysis
Molecular function (GO): serine-type endopeptidase activity
Source: RefSeq, a predicted model, not a curated record
AUGGUGGUGUUAAGUGAAGACAGUCGAUCCAAAACUGAAGGAUUCUUCAAAGUUUCCAAGAUAUAUGUCUGCAAAUUUAGCUACAAGACAUUCGACAAUUCGACAUCAUUCUAAUUAAUUAAGUUAAGCAAACCUGCAAUGCUGAAUGAUGUACAACCAGCCAAGCUGACCUAACCAGACCCAAACAGCCCUGAGCUCACCCCGGGUGAGGAAUGCACAGUGAGCGGUUGGGGUGUGACAUCACCAUACAGAGUCAUUCUCUCCCCCGAGCUGCCUGUGGAUGUGAUCAUCAUGGCUUUCUGCAACUACUACUACUGGGUCAAGAUCACUCCAAACAUGCUCUGCGCCGGAUCUCAAAUCAGAGGCAAAGAUUCAUGCCAGGGUGACUCAGGCGGUCCCCUGAUCUCCAACGGCUUCCCAGAGGGCGUUGUGUCCUGGGGUAUCAGCUGCGCCAACCCCUACUUCCCUGGAGUCUACACUAAAGUGAGGUACUACAUGCCUUGGAUUAACUGGAUAAUUGAAAAUGAAAAGUAAACCAAAUGUAGGCAGGCGGCUUGAGUUGGGGUAACUACAGUCAACAAAAGGACUGACUACAA